UUAAUACAAAAAAUUCCCCAGCUCACUUUACCAAAUCUGAGACAUCUUAAGAUCGACAUCGCUGUCCCUCUCUCUCGUCUUCGACCAGCGAAUCUGAGCUUUUUCAGAUCUCUGGCUCUCAUUCUCUCUCUCUUGACUACGUACAUGGAACCCAUUUCGAAACCCUAACACUCUGAGGAGCGAGGGCCAGAGUUUGGGAAUCGUUGGCAGUUGAAACCUCGUCAUUGAUGAAGAAGUUAUCGAAGUGUUUUGAUGCGCAGACAAGUGGUUUUACCAAGCAAUCAAUAGAACAUGACACUGUUUAUUUGAGAGGUUACACAUAUGGAUCUCGUUUUCUGGUGUCUGAAAGCAAUUGCAACGGUCCUAAGAUUUUAUUGUUGAUGAUUAUCAUUCAUCAAGCUCCACUGUUUGUGAGUGCGGCUUGCGCUUCAUAACAUUAUCACGAGUAGAAAUACUUGGAUGGAACAUUGUGUACUCAAGCAUUCUUUUGAAUGCUUUCUGGUUGGCAUUGAGGACUAUGGGUUUUGUUUAAUAUUCUGAUUCAUAGUGCAUCCGAGUUAUAGAAACUCAAGAUACGUUUCCUUCUAACAUAUAACAUGCCUUCAUGGUGGAGCAAAUCUUCCUCAAAAGAUGUGAAGAAGAAGACCACAAAAGAAAAUCUUAUUGAUACUUUGCAGCGGUUCAUAAGUCCAACUGAACAGAGGGGUCUUGCCAAGCCAGGAGGGACCCGGAGGGAUACCUGUGAUACAACUUCAGAGAAAGGAUCCCGAUCAAGAGCAGAAUCUCGAUCUACAUCACCCUCGACGCAAGUGUCACGCUGUCAAAGUUUUGAUUGGUCACAUGCUCAGCCGCUUCCACUUCCAGGGCUACACUCAGGCGUAACACACACUCCCUCUGGAGUCAGUGUUUCAAAGCCAGUGCUGGAAAAACGUGGUAAACCUCCUCUGUUUUUGCCACUUCCAACACCAGAUAGGGUUCCACGAAGACCAGUCUCUCAUGAUACUGAAGCAGAUUUGACUACUGCAUCUGUUUCCAGUGAUUGCUCUGUUGAUAGUGAUGAUCCUGCAGAGUCGCGACUUUACAGCCCUGUAAGUUAUGGGCCUGACGAUGGUGGCAGGGUAGUGGCAAAAAACAAUUUGUGUCCGGCACAGAAACAUCAGACUGUUCGUUCUGUUCCAAAGAAUGCAAAAGAACUGCUGAAGCCUGUUAAUUUGCUCAAUAGCCAAAGUUUAUCUACAUCACCCAAACGUGGAGUUUCACGCAAUCAGCAAGGCAAUAUACAGGUUACUCGCCAUGGCGCUGUUGGAAGUGCUCCUGAUAGUUCGAUGUCAAGCCCUUCAAGAAGUCCAAUGAGAGCCAUCUGCCCUGAACAGAUACCCACUUCUGCCUUUUUGGCAUCAAAGCCUUACUUAGACGUAACUUUCCUUGGGUCUGGUCAAUGUUCUAGUCCUGGCUCAGGGCAGACGUCUGGUCAUAAUUCACUGGGAGGAGAUAUGCUGGGGCAGUUAUUUGGGCUGCAAAGUCGGGGUAGUCAAGAAUGUUCUCCUAUACCUAGUCCUCGAAUGACUAGUCCAGGUCCAGGUUCUAGGAUACACAGUGGAGCUGUAUCUCCAUUACACCCGCGUGCUGGAGGAACUGCACCAGGAUCACCUACAAGUCGGCAUGACGAGGGAAAAAAGCAAAGCCACCGUCUCCCACUUCCUCCUAUAGAUGUUUCUAAUAUAUCUCCUUUUUCUCCAAAUAACUUGCAAUCAUGUACGUCUCCCCCAAUACCAAGAAGUCCUGGAAAGACAGAGAAUCUACCGAGUCCCGGUUCACGGUGGAAGAAGGGAAAGAUGAUUGGUCGGGGCACAUUUGGCCAUGUUUAUGUAGGCUUUAAUAGUGAAAGUGGUGAAAUGUGUGCCAUGAAGGAAGUUACCCUAUUCGAUGAUGCUAAGUCAAAAGAAAGUGCAAAACAGUUGGGGCAAGAAAUAUCCCUGUUGAGUAGGUUGCGGCAUCAGAAUAUAGUGCAAUAUUAUGGAAGUGAGAUGAUAGAUGAUAGACUAUAUAUCUACCUGGAGUAUGUAUCCGGUGGCUCCAUACACAAGCUUCUGCAAGAGUAUGGGCAGUUUGGUGAGCCAGCAAUCAGGAGCUAUACCCAACAAAUCCUUUCCGGCCUAGCAUAUUUGCAUGCCAAGAAUACUGUCCAUAGGGACAUUAAAGGUGCAAACAUACUUGUAGACCCAAACGGACGAGUUAAGCUGGCAGAUUUCGGGAUGGCAAAACAUAUAGCUGGACAGUCAUGUCCCUUAUCAUUCAAGGGAAGUCCUUACUGGAUGGCACCUGAAGUUAUAAAAAACACAAAUGGGUGUAAUCUUGCUGUCGACAUAUGGAGCCUUGGAUGCACUGUUUUGGAGAUGGCUACAUCAAAGCCACCUUGGAGCCAGUAUGAAGGGAUUGCCGCAAUGUUCAAGAUUGGGAAUAGUAAGGACCUUCCGCCAAUCCCUGAUUAUCUAUCAGAUGAAGGGAAGAAUUUUAUAAGACAGUGCCUACAACGCGAACCGUCAAGACGUCCUACUGCUGCUGAUCUGUUACAGCAUCCAUUUGUAAGAAAUGCAGCCCCCCUGGAGAAAGUUACCCUUAGUUUUGACCCCUUAGAACAGCCGAUAGCCAUCGCAAAUGAACGGAAUUCCAAGGGUGUUGGGCAUGUAAGAAACCUUUCUUCUGUAGACAUGGAACGACCGACAAUCUAUCAUCGUAGAUGUCCAAAAUUCUCUGCAAUGACCAGUGAUAUUGAUAUGAAACAUGUAUCCUGUCCUGUCUCCCCUAUUGGAAGCCCUUUACUAAACUCAAGAUCACAUCAACAUUUCAGUGGAAGGAUGUCCCCUUCUCCCAUAUCAAGCCCAAAGACCACUUCAGGCUCAUCAACACCUCUGACAGGUGGUAAUGGGGCUCUUCCGUUCAAUCAGCGAAAUCAGUUGCCUUACCUUCAUGAGGGUUUUGUGUGCAUGCCAAGGUGUGCAAGCGAUCUGUAUAUUACUGGGUCCACUCAUCAUGACCCUAGGCUUGACUUUAUCCAAGGCAUACAGCAAGUUUCGCCUAUAUCUAAAGAGAAGUCAUCAGAAACUGACAUUCUCAGUCUUCAGUUUGGAAGGAGUGCACAUAUGGAUCAUGUUAAAGUGAAACCAUCUCUGGAUCUUUGUCCUGGUUCUCCAAAUAUUGGUUGAACAAAGGUCACCUGAUGUUGUAGCAUCUGGUACUACACUGAAGCUUCAGUUAUGGACUUCUGCAUUAUUUUAUAGAGAUUACAGAACUGUAAGAUAAGGUGCCUAGUUUCGCUACAGAACAAAUUUGCUGAUGUUAGAGGCUGAAAUGAUGGAGGCAAGCAUCUUCAAUACUUCUCAUCGAAUUUAUACUGACAAGGAUGAAUUGGACAUGAUUUUAAAAGGAGCAUUUUUAUGCCAGCAAAAACGUUUGAACAGUUCCAGGUUAAAAAUGGAACUUUGUAUUUUAAGAUCCUUAGCAGAGAGGGGAAAAAGAGGGCGAUUGUAAAAUUUUCACUUGCUGUACUUUGUUAUUAUGAUCGAGGCCAUUGUACAGAAGAUGACGAUAUGCGACUUAGCCCGAAAUAUUACGUCAAAGACUGGAAGGCCUCCCAGCAUUUUGUCAACACAUUUUGUCGUCUGAGCUUUCAACUCCCAUUGUAAAGUAUUGUCAGCUCUGGUUUUCAAACAAUAACAUUUUGCA
Messenger RNA from Asparagus officinalis (garden asparagus), 3726 nucleotides. Its product is annotated as mitogen-activated protein kinase kinase kinase YODA-like. The coding region runs from base 597 to 3206 and encodes 869 amino acids. The record is from RefSeq and is a predicted model, not a curated record. Gene Ontology annotation, molecular function: protein kinase activity; ATP binding. NCBI's taxonomy places the organism in Eukaryota, Viridiplantae, Streptophyta, Magnoliopsida, Asparagales, Asparagaceae. Gene Ontology annotation, biological process: protein phosphorylation. The transcript is spliced from 14 exons.